AUGCCGAUCCUCAAGCAACUCGUCUCCAACUCUGCCCACUCCAAGCGGCGCUCGCGGGCCGACCUGACGGCCGAGAUGAUCAGCGCGCCGCUGGGGGACUUCCGCCACACCAUGCAUGUGGGGCGGGCGGGCGAUGCCUUUGGGGACACCUCCUUCCUCACCAGCAAGGCCGGGGAGCCGGGGCUGGAGGGGGGCGAGGAGCCGGGUGCUUCCAAACCCAGCCUGCUCUCCCGCCGCUUCCGUAGCAGCAAGCGCUCGCAGUCGGUGACGCGAGGUGACCGGCGGGACAUGCUGGGUUCGCUGCGGGACUCGGCCCUCUUUGUGAAGAAUGCCGUCUCCCUGCCCCAGCUCAAUGAGAAGGAGGUGGACAGGAGCGCGGGGCAGCUGCCCAAGAGCCUCUCCUCCAGCCCCGUCAAGAAGCUGCCUGAGGAGGUGAGCCCCGAAGAGCAGCAGCGCCCGAAUGGGGCAACCGCUGGGCCGCUGAGCCCUGGCUUGGACGAGCGCGACUUCGGGGACAUCACGGAGCUGCCCGUUGUGGUGGCCAAGAGCGGGGCUGGCAUGAAGCACGCCGAGUCCAUCAUGUCCUUCCACAUUGACCUGGGGCCCUCCAUGCUCGGGGAUGUCCUGAGCAUCAUGGAUAAGGAGCAGUGGGAGCAGGACGAAGACCCCGAGGUGGAGGAGAGCCGUGAGGAGGAGGUGGAUGCCGCCCUGCCCGGCUCCCCGGUGGCAGCGGCAGCCCCGCUGGGCCAGAGCCCAUCCCGCGGUGCCGGUGGCCGCUACCCCAGGGACAGCAGUUCGGCGUCCAGCUGCACCUCGGGGCCGGAGGAGCGCAGCCCCAUCCCCGGGCCACCGAGCCACCGGGGCCCCCCAAAACGCCCCGACAAGGAGUUCUCAUUUGCUGACGAAGACGACGACGAGAUCAGAGUAUAA
This is a messenger RNA of Nipponia nippon (crested ibis), 930 nucleotides long. The record is from RefSeq and is a predicted model, not a curated record. Lineage: Eukaryota; Metazoa; Chordata; Aves; Pelecaniformes; Threskiornithidae.